GUACGCGCAUGUAAUAAUGUGCGACAGUAUACGUAACAGUGGAAGACCAGUGCAAACCAGCCUUGGAAUCUCGACUCCGAUGUCUCGACUGGUCGUUUAAAAUUCAGGUAAGGAUGGACGUGACUUUACGAUCCUGUUUCCAAAACAUGUUUCUACACGUCUUCUUACAGGGUUAUUCUACGUUACGUUACCAUAUCGUGAUGUGCGUUCACCGAUAGAGUACGUGUGCGUGCAGUCAUCUCGUAUAACGAGCGAUCUCCAAUUCGGACUUUCAUUUAUUUUUCAUGAAUAAAUCACGUCCAUCGGUUUUUCGUGCGGCCUAGCAUCAUCCCCGAAUCUUUUCGCGCUUGGCAGACUCAUCAAAAAAUUUCAGUGCGGGAGUACAAGAGAUAGCUCGUUAAUUCAAUUAAACUUAAGUGCCGGUGGAAAUUCGCUGGAAAACGCAUUCGCACGCGACUGAGCGAAAAGUGCGGUCGAGUGUUAAGCGUGUAGAGUAUUCGCGUUCUCCAUCGAAGUUUCAAAUACUUCAUUGGGAAAGAUGAGAGAGAAAAGCACUUUAACAUGUACAUUCGAAUCGCAGGAGGAACGGAGGUACGACGUGUUGCAUGCCUCAUCAAAGAUUUUCAAAUCACACAGAUAUUUGUACCUUCGACGUGAAAAUCGAUCUAAUCGUUCGAAACUUGAGACCCCCCGCACUCAAGACCUUUCGUUGGUUCAUUUUGUAGCUACAGACCUGUCUUGCGUUGAUGCGGUUGUUGCGCAGGCUCGCAUCGAUCUUGCUUUUGCUCAGCUGAUACAUCUACUGCUGCAUUUCGUAGUUGUGCUCCGCUUAAAAUGCGUGUUAGAAACACGUAACAGGAAUGUUUUUCCGACAUUUAAGUGUAAGCUUUGCAGUGUGCAAUUAUCUCGAUAUCGGUGCAAUAUUCGUAUGAUAUUCGAUAAUUCUUCCUUCCCCUAGAAAAAUAUAUUUACGCAUGCGUUUUUCAACUCGUGUCAAGAACUGAACUCAACGUUAUCCUUAUAGUUGAAGCGGUGCACCAAAUCGCGCAGGAUGUAGCCAAUAACGCCGACAUGGCGUGGAAUUUCUCGACACACGCUGGUCGAGAGGUACACAAAGAAGUACGGUCGUAGAUGGUGAAAAACGGACGGCAUGUCUUCCGAAGAAAAACCAUGAGAGCUUCCUCGCCCUCGUCCAGCACGAGUUCCGUGUACACCAGCGCCGACGAUGCACGCCGGUGCACCGGCUACGAGAGGAGCCAGUUCCUCGACUUGGAGGAUGUCGGGACCGCCUGGCUCCUCGGCACGCAUUCCUCGCAUGAUAGAUCGAAACGAGUACUCGAGAGAUUAAAAAUAGACAAAUCACGAUUUCGCGUGCAACAUGUGAUUAUAAUCGGCGCCGUUGUAGCCGCACUGAUAAUCGCUGUAGUCAUCAGUCUGAGUGCGUACGCACGUAGCAGCACGUCGGACUCGCGACACGAUGACUUUCUGGCGCCGCCUGAUCCAGAGAGCUUCCAGCCUCCGUCAUGGAGUAAGUUGAGAACUUUCAAACGCGGUGCCGUUUGCGCGGACGGAGCACCAUGCUCUGUUAUCGGCAAGUCGAUCCUGGAACGGAACGGAUCGGCGGUGGAUGCUGCGCUGGCCGCGCUAAUAUGCAACGGUCUUGUGAAUAUGCAAAGCCUGGGCCUCGGUGGCGGACUUAUGAUGACAAUUUAUCAAAGAUCCACGCGCCAAGCCUUCGUUCUCAACGCAAGGGACCGCGCACCUUUGGCAGCGAAUUCUACGAUGUACGAUGGCAAACCCGCAAAUGCAUCUUCGUUCGGCGCACUGUCAGUCGCCGUGCCCGGUGAACUCGCCGGUUACUGGGAAGCUCAUCAACAGUUUGGUAGAUUGCCAUGGGCGGAUUUGUUCAAGCCGAGCAUCGAGCUCUGCGAAAAGGGCUAUGUCUUGACAUUAGUGCAGUACGACGGCCUUACGUAUAAUAAGAAAAGCAUUUAUAACGAUCCAACUUUGAGAGAACUAUUUGUCGAUCCUGUGACUAACGAGUUCCGUAAACCAGGAUCCGUGAUUAAGCCCCACGCACUUUGCGAAACACUGCGGAUUAUUGCCGAGAGAAAUGUGACUGAAUUUUACAACGGUACGAUUGGACGACUUCUCGUCGAUGAUUUGCAAGAGCAAGGAGGAAUCAUAACGAUGAAGGAUCUCAACGAGUACAGAGUUUCGUGGGAUCAACCGAUACAGACGAAUCUUUCGGGCGGGAUAGAACUCUUGACUACAGGACUGCCCGGUAGCGGAGCUCUUCUCACGUUUAUUCUCAAUGUUUUCGACGAUUACGGUUUCACGCCGGCCAGCAUAGCCGACUUUAACGCGACAAUCCUCACGUAUCAUAGAAUGAUAGAGACGUUCAAGUACGCGUUUGCGUUAAGGACGAAGCUGGGCGACGGAGCUUUCGUCGAUAUGACCGAGAUAACCAGAAACCUGACGUCGAAGAGCUUCGCGCGCGCGAUACGUGAGAAAAUAGACGACACGAAAACGUGGCAGGAUCCUCGGCAUUACGGCUCUCCUGUCUACGCUAAUGUCGAAGACCACGGUACCGCGCACGUAUCGGUGCUGGCACAGAAUGGCGAUGCGGUAUCAGCCACCAGCACCAUCAACUAUUAUUUCGGAAGUGGAAUAGUCAGCAGAAGAACCGGCAUUGUGUUGAAUAACGGCAUGGACGACUUCGGCAUUCCGUCGCAAUUCAAUUACUUCGGUAUGCCGCCAAGCCCCAACAAUUAUAUCGCGCCUAAAAAGCAGCCGUUGUCGUCUAUGGUGCCAUCCGUUCUGGUCGAUCGGCACGGUGACGUAAAGAUGAUCAUGGGUGCCGCCGGUGGUACAAGAAUUACGACGGCGGUGUCGCAAGUGACGGCGAAAAUACUUUGGAUGGGACAGACGGUCAAGGAGGCGGUGGACUCGGCGAGGAUACAUCACCAGCUAUUCCCGCCGAAGGUGUCUUACGAGUACGGGAUCCCUAAGCAAGUCAUCGACGGUCUGAAACGUUUGGGACACGUCACGGAGCGUUACAGGGUUCGCGGCAGCGUAGCCUGCGUCGUACUGUAUGAAAAUUCCACGAUUUUCGCGAACGCCGAUUAUCGCAAAGGCGGCGACGUGUACGGAAUCGAUUGAUUUGCGCACGUGAACCACCUCGUCGAUGAGCCAGCCGUCACCUUGCAGCACAAAAAUUCUGCGAAAGAUAAUGGGCUUUGUUCAAACAGCACCUCGUGUUUAUUAUACCGAUGUACGCGAAUCUUGUUAUCGUUACCGAGAUGUUUACGUUUGAAAGAUCGAUAUGCCAGUAUUAUCGUUCAAUACAACACUUUUACACUUUCUGAUCGCAUGUCCCUGCGUCUCAUUCUUCCUUCCGACAGAUCUAUAUUACCUUGGAUUUAUUAUCUUCCCUUGAAUUCUCUCGUGAUAUUUACAUAUACAAAACGGGCAACAACAAUGUAGGUAUCGAAAACUUUUUUUACUCGUGCAAAUAAUUUACAUAUUCGUAUACGAUUCGAAUUCUCAGCGUAACUGUACUUCGCUCCGUGGACGUGACGCUUAUCGAAAACCACUAGCCUUGCUGCGCUUUUUAUAGACGCGAAGCCUUGAUGACGCAUUGCUGCGAUUUAUUUAUUUCCUGCUUUAAACUACUCCGUAUAAUGUACCUGAUGUUCCACUUCAAUUUUCAUCCUCGCACAUCCUAGUCUCUGCGAAAUUCUUCAAUAAAAUUUUCUAUUGUAAUUUUUUUAAACAGCCUUCUUAAUCAAUAAAAACGAAUUUUGAUAAUA
Messenger RNA from Wasmannia auropunctata (little fire ant), 3812 nucleotides. Its product is annotated as gamma-glutamyltranspeptidase 1-like. The record is from RefSeq and is a predicted model, not a curated record. The coding region runs from base 1132 to 3162 and encodes 676 amino acids. Gene Ontology annotation, cellular component: plasma membrane. NCBI's taxonomy places the organism in Eukaryota, Metazoa, Arthropoda, Insecta, Hymenoptera, Formicidae. Gene Ontology annotation, molecular function: glutathione gamma-glutamate hydrolase. Gene Ontology annotation, biological process: glutathione catabolic process. The transcript is spliced from 10 exons.